CGGAAGAAAUAAUAUAAACGAUGGAGGUAUGCGCAAUGAAGGGAACGACGAAAAUGAUACUAAUGACAAAACUACAACAACUGCUUCUUCAGAAGUGGACUGCGGCAACAAUUUCAACGCAGCUGUAUGCAACAUAACACUUGCUGGUAAACUGUUGAUAGUACUGGACGGUAAUAAGGAUGGUAUGAUCAUGAAGAAUAACGGAUUGAAAUGCUUUUGUGAACUAGUGUAUUCCAAUCUCAACGCAACCAAUGUAACAGCAGAAGUUCUGACUGGUAGCAAUGAAGCCACAAACUGUUCCUCUAUAGACAAGGAACGUGUCAAUAAAACUCUUCUUCAAGAGAGAUUAAACUUCUUGAAUUCAAUAUACAACCCCAAAGUUGGGGAAGAAGGAAUGGCGUUGAUUGUAUCAGAUAGUUCCAACCCGUCUGAUUUAUUUAAUAAUUUCCCAGAUGAGAAAGAAGAGCCGUUCAUAUAUUUUGUUAGUGUUGGAAAGCAAAAGAACACGAGCAUUGAGGACUCUUGUCAUCGGCAGUACAGAUUUAUCAAUGAUAUGUCUGAAAUUUCAACCAUCGGAUCGGAAUUGAUGGAAAAUGCAUGUAAUCCUAGGGCUUAUAUGGAAAAUAAUUGUGCAAGUACAACUGCGAUCGAAAGUACGAUAUCAACACCCUCCCAACAAGCUACAGUGCAAAUGCCCAUUGUUGUCGUUGGUGUUCUUGGGGCUCUGAUUCUGGCAGUAGUUAUUGUUCUUUGCCUAAUUUUUACUCCAAAAUGUAGGAGAAACGGAAAAUCGAAAGAAGAAACAUCGGUAGAGUUUACAGCUGUGGACAACAGAGUUGGGGGAAUAUCUGAACUCCUUUACGCGGAAGGCAGAACGUUUCAGUCAAAUUUAUCAAGAGAUUGGCAAAACAUCUGUAGUGAAGAGCAGACUAAGAAAAACAAGGAGAAUGCGGAAAACUGUAACUAUCUGCACAUGAAAUUUAGAGAGGAUAAGAUUGAUCCCUCAAUCUAUGAACGCAUGACGGCGAAGGAAGAUUCAGGUCAUACAAUUAAAGCAAUUGCAACCAACUAGGAAAUUCGUAGGACGAAAAAAACGGUAAAGUUUGGACAAAAAUAUGGAAGAAAACUAUUUUGUUUAAUUAAAAAAUGCAUCCCCAUCAAACUAUGUAACUUUUUU
This is a messenger RNA of Saccostrea cuccullata (small rock oyster), 1177 nucleotides long. RefSeq lists its product as uncharacterized. NCBI's taxonomy places the organism in Eukaryota, Metazoa, Mollusca, Bivalvia, Ostreida, Ostreidae. The record is from RefSeq and is a predicted model, not a curated record. Bases 29 to 1072 code for a protein of 347 amino acids. The transcript has 6 exons.